CUAACCAUUUCUCUUGACUUGCUCUUUGCUGUGAAGGGUCUUGUGUGUUUCAGAUUUAUCUCCAUUCCCAGAAGAUGUCUUCCUACAGACAAAUGAUCAGCUUCCGCUGCCUUGCUCCCUGCGAAGUGACCUGCCCGCAGCCAAUUGUGAAUGCCUGGAGCCAGCCCUGUGUUACAUCCUGUGGUGAUUCAAGAGCUGUGAUCCACCCACCACCCGUGGUCAUGACCUUCCCAGGACCCAUUCUCAGCUCCUGCCCUCAGGAGAGCAUAGUGAGCAGCUCAGCACCAUCCAGCACUGGGAGCUUGUUUGGAUCCAUGAGCUCUCUGGGUCUCAGUGGCUCCUAUGGCUGUAGGAGCUUGUACAAUUACGGGAGGUCAUAUUCUUCCUAUGGAUCCAGUGGCUAUGGUUUUGGGAGCUGCGGACCAUGUUAAAUGUGCAAUGAAUAAGGAGCAAGGAGCAAUCACCCAACAUGGGGGAAGAUGUGCCUCCACAAACCCUGUUACUGGCAUUGCUUUCCUGGACUGUGAACUGUGCAUCUCUGAAUAUCACUUUUACAUGUAAUUUUCAAGCUAACAAUUUAAUUUAGUUUUCUGACUAUUGUUUCCAGUGCCUCCUGAUACUAAUGGCCUCGAAUUAGUUAUAUCAAUGAUCUUUGGCUGGUUGAAAGUGGGACAAGGUUGUGUAAGUCUUCCUAUGCCAUGAAAAAGAAAGAGUAACGUAUGUGGAAUGCAUAGCCCUGGAGCAAUUCUUUGCUUGCAGCCUUUAAUGAGACCCUGGCAAUAUUUUCCUUGUGUAUUUCAUGCUCAGUAAGAUCUUUUACUUCUUUCUCAUUAAAUUAUUG
Molecule: messenger RNA, 841 nt
Organism: Harpia harpyja (harpy eagle)
Lineage: Eukaryota; Metazoa; Chordata; Aves; Accipitriformes; Accipitridae
Product: scale keratin-like
Exons: 2
Coding region: 75-431 (118 amino acids)
Cellular component (GO): intermediate filament
Molecular function (GO): structural constituent of cytoskeleton
Source: RefSeq, a predicted model, not a curated record